AAUAUAUAAAUGGGCCAAAUUGGGCGGGCCCAAUGGUAGAAUCCAAUUGAAGAGGCUUGACCGUGACUGGGAGUGAGAUCCAAUCCAGCACAGCAGACCACACGUGUGUCUGAGAAGAAAAUCGAAACGCAGACAGUGUCUCUGAUGGCAGCGUCGUUCAGGUGGAUAUUACAACUACACAAGGAUGUUCCAAAAGCCGCACGCUUCUACUCCGAAGGCUUGGACUUCAGCAUCAAUGUCUGCAGCCUUCGUUGGGCCGAACUCCAAUCCGGUUCUCUCAAGCUUGCCCUCAUGCAUUCUCCCAAUGAGCAAGCCACACAGAAAGGGUACUCAUCGCUUCUGUCAUUUACUGUUCCUGAUAUGAACAGUACAGUAACUAAAUUAAUGGCGUUAGGAGCUGAACUAGAUGGACCCAUCAAAUAUGAGGUCCAUGGAAAGGUUGCAGCUAUGCGGUGUAUUGAUGGACAUAUCUUAGGCCUCUAUGAACCCGUGUAAAGAUACACAUAACAUAGGAGAUUCAGUAUCAACAGUACCCUCUUUUGUCAUGGUGGAUUCCUUGCAAUAAUUGAUGAUGUUCUCUUGUCAAGACCUGUAGCAGCAGGAUUGUAGCGUGUGAAGCAAUAGGGCUGAGAAUAAGGCAAAAUGAUUAGGAGAUAGAAAAAAAGCUAUCCAGAUAUCUCCAAAUUAUCUGUCUUGUAGAUGGGUUUUUUUGGUGCCAUCCAUAUCUGCUAGAGGUGACAGCAAAUCAUCUGUUGGUUUUAUUUAAUUUUUCGUCUCCCUGUUGAAACGUUGAAACUUGACGCUUUCAAUUGUAGACUUUGCCCAUGCAAUUACUCAACGAUUGAAAUAUUUAUGGAUUAAUGUAUGUCUCGUGUGCUAAUACUUGAUUUGGCGUCUGAUACAAUCUCUGCCAUCAGUUGAAAAGAUUCAUAUGUAAUAGUAAUUUUUUUAAUGUGGUA
Glycine soja is the source of this 959-nucleotide messenger RNA. RefSeq lists its product as uncharacterized. Bases 145 to 495 code for a protein of 116 amino acids. The transcript has 3 exons. The record is from RefSeq and is a predicted model, not a curated record. Lineage: Eukaryota; Viridiplantae; Streptophyta; Magnoliopsida; Fabales; Fabaceae.